AUGAAGAGAGACUAUGAUGGUGGCAGCGAACGUUUCCAUAACAACAAGAAAAGUUUCCAUGACAACUUGAAACGUUUCCAUGACAACUUGAAACGUUUCCAUGACAACAAGAAAAGUUUCCAUAACAACAAGAAAAGUUUCCAUGACAACUUGAAACGUUUCCAUGACAACAAGAAAAGUUUCCAUGACAACAAGAAAAGUUUCCGUGACAACAAGAAAAGUUUCCAUGACAAGAAAAAGGAAGACGGCUGCUCCUCGACCUAUGUGGAGAUCACUGACUCCCUCUCAACCUGGGUCACCUGCGCCUCCAAGCAUGGGACACCCAGCGCUUCGUCAGAUAGUGUGGUUGGGGUGCGUGCUGGCGAGGGGCCCAUCGGCGUCCGGGUGGAGUCGACGGGCGUGGAGGAAGAGUCGCAGGUGUGUGGGUGGGGUUGGGUGGGAGAAGACAGCCGGUGUUUCCAGCUGGUGGAGGAGAAGACCAGCUGGGGAGAUGCAGAGAGGUUAUGUGUCAACCGAGGAGGACAUCUAGCAGCUGUUACCAGUCCCAAGGUGUCUGCCCUCCUCACACUCAUCACUGCCCACAGUGCGGGGUACACGCCCACCGCCGCCUACUGGGUGGGCGGCUCCGACACCCAACACGAGAACUCCUUCAGCUGGACCUCAGGGGCGCCCUUCUCCUACUCCGAGUGGUUCCCCGGCUGGAGUGCAGGUGGUUAUAAUGCCCAGCCAUCUGACGACGGUCGGGAGGAAGACUGUGUGGAGCUGCGGCGGAGCUUUAUGUUAGCUACUAAGGGUUCCCGCGCCACGCACCACCUCUUCUGGAAUGAUAGGUCCUGCCUCGCUGCUAACUACUACAUCUGUGAGAAGCCCCUACCUGGAGCUGUGCGGGAGGAAGAGAGAUGGUCGUGCAACAGGUCACUCACGCUGUCUCCUCACGCCCCGCCCACCAUCGUCACCUCCAGGUUUCCUGCCCACUACCCGCCCUCCCGCACCUGCGUCACCACCCUCACCGGCCCGCCCACCGCCCACCUCGUUGUCCAGUUCGACGCCUUCAUCCUGGAACCCCACCCAACGUGUGAGUACGACUGGGUGACGGUGGGUGAGGGUGGGGGGUCGACUCCUCCUGAGCGGAUGUGUGGGGACUGGUCCGCCAGGCUCAAGCUACUGCGCUACGUCAGCCACAGUAACAGGGUCGUGAUCACCUUCGUCACCGACUACGCCCACCACUUCCCAGGGUUCAGGGCUCGAGUCUCUGCCCGUACAGGUAGCGGGUGUGGUGACGGUCGUGAGGUGAGGCAGGGGGACGUAUGUUACCUGCUGGUGCCUUACCCAAGGGUCACCUGGAGUACUGCCACACACAUCUGUAGGGACAUGGAGGGUGACCUAGCCAGUGUGCCCAGCCUUGAUGUGUUGCGGUGGCUGGGGUCAGGACUACGUAGCCUCCCAGACUAUGGCACCGGGACACUUUACUGGGUGGGCGGGACACUACACCCCGACUCCCACACCUGGAGCUGGCGCGAUGGUUCUCCUCUCAAUGUUUCAGAGGUGGGAGGUGUGGAGGGGAGGUACUUGGCUGGGGAUGGUGUCUCUCUGUGUCUCAGCCUGCAGGAGUCGACAUGCCGCCACCGAGGCCCCGCCAGCACCGUCACCCACCGCUCUCACUCUCCGCCCACCAGUGUGACCUCUUCGGCGGCUACAUCUGCGCCAGGCGGGUACCCGCCACCUGGCUAUCCUUCUCCUUACCCCAACAACCUACACCUCACCCUCACUCUAAGGGGACCUCCCAAUUCUCGUCUGGUGGUGUCCUUUCUCAAGCUGGACCUCGAGUACCAGUCCGAGUGUCUAUAUGACUACGUCGGCCUCCAAAAUCCCCGAAGACCACAUGGAGCGGUACUUGGGACGACACAAUACCGACAUGGACAGCUGGUCUUGCUCGGCAGGUUUGACUUCGUGUCCGAGAGCAACGAAGCUUUGGUGACCUUCCACUCCGAUUGGUCUGUGGUGGGGGCGGGUGUGCGGGGACGAUGGCGGGUGGUGGACAUGUCAACUUGCCCCCACCAGGAGCUGACUGAACCAGAGGGAGUCGUCACCUCACCCAACUUCCCAGAGUUCUACCUGGCUCACCUCCACUGUACCACGGUCAUCACUGCUCCAGAGGGUCAGCGAGUGUGGAUCCAGUUCAAGGUGUUUGAAGUUGGUGGAGAGAACAGCAGCAGCAGCAGCACCAGCAGGAGGAAGAGGCCACACACCACACCACGUGGGGAUGGUUACUACCAAUACCAGUCCACCUCUGGAGAGGAACCUUCUAUUUUUUCCUCCACUUCCUUCAAUGCUUCUUCCAGUGUUCCCAGACUCAUUCGUGCAAUAUCCAUGACCCCCACCCCCUCACCCGCCACCACCUCCACAACACCCGGGCAGGGGGAGGCAAGGCACCGAUGUCAGGAGGAUUACCUGGAGGACUACAUCGAGGUGGAGGAUUGGUAUGCUGGACGGAGUGGCACUGUGUGGAGGAUCUGCAAGAUAGACCACUCAACUCACAAUGAAAUAUCUAUCAGAUCAACCUUCAACACCCUGUCCAUAAGGGAGGUUCACCUUGAUCCUCGAGCCCCCACUGUUGCCCCUGUAUCAUCCAGCAUCACCACUAAGUCAAUAUCCCUUCAUGAUCUAUUAUCCUCCUCCAGCACCUCCUCACCUUUUGGUAACUUGUCAGUUGCCUCAAAGAAACUCCUCUCAUAUUCCUUAGUUAAUUCCUUUACAUCUUCAUCUGUGUCGGACUCAUCACCAAACACUCCCAUAUCUCCCCAGAGGUCCAAGACAUCAUCAUUCACUCCUUCAACAUCCACAACCAACUGGGUGUCAUCUGUUGCCUUCUUCAGCGCCACUUAUGAAGUUCAUGCAGACCCUGGCUGGUUGAACCGUUCCAUAGGUGUGGGUGUUGGCAGCUUGGGUGUACGGGUGUCGGGUGUGGCCUCUUGUGAUCCAUCUCCUUGCCUCAACAAUGGCCGUUGCAUCACUGAGGGAACCAACCAUUCUUGCCUGUGCACCAAUGGCUUUACCGGUGCCUUUUGUCAGUGGUGCUUGUGUGAGAGGGGUUACGGAGGUCCUCGCUGUCAGGACCGCAUCUCCCCAUGUGAUGGUGACCCCUGUCAGAGCCGUGGUGCCUGCACGCCUGGCAACUACACCUUCAAGUGCCAGUGUCAUGCCUGGUGGGAAGGGGAACGGUGUGAACACAGGAUGCUGAGAAUCCCAUUCAAGCCGCUGUCAGAGAGGAUGUUUGAGGAGCCCUUCUGGCUUGGCCUCAUGACUGUGGCCAUCGUCAUGGGUUGUAUCGGCAUAAUCUUCUGCAUCAAGAAACACUUUGCUGAAAAGAUUGAGAAGUUCUUCGCUGAAGAGAUUGAAAGGAGCAAAUAUGAAGGUGGGACAUCGUUGUUUCUGGGCACGCUGGCACUUACUAAUACAGUACAGUAUUGUAACCUGGGUGGCCCCCUCCGCCCAGGCUUGAGGAAUGACUUUUUAAGGUUAAUUCUGCACAUCCAACUGCCAAUCAGAUACAAGGGAAUGAUCAUAUGCCUUAUCUUCCUGUACAGUACUAGCAUAUUGCAUCCUGGGAGAGCGGCCAAAUUAGUGUGCGCCUUCAGGAAUUUUAGUGGUAACUGUGUUGUGAGCCUUAAGUGGCAAGGUAUGUUGAUGUGUGGGCUGGUGUGUAGGGUGAGGACUGAGGCAUGUGUCGUUGCAGGUGCAAUGUCCCCCGCGCCCUCCCGUCUGGCGCCUCUGCCUAGUCCUACGGGGCUCAGCCCUCGUCCUCGUCCAAAGUCCCUGUUUGUGCGGCUCAAUAGUUUCCGCAAAGCCUCGCUUCUUAGCCUGUCCUCGACAGCGUCCAGUCCACAGUGCGAGGCUCCCGCAUUUACCUUUGACGAUUUGCUCAGGCUGCAUAAACGUGCAGGUGGGUCGGCAGCGGCCAGUAGCAGCAGUAGCCCUCGUCGCAGCAGCCACAAGUGCCGCUCUCAGACAACCAGCCCACGUGCCGACAGUAAGAAGAUCCUGCGACAUCUAGUGACUCCUCCCGUAGGUCACCGCACUGCCAGCUUUGACGAGUUCCUCCACUUGCGGACUCAGACCCCCAAGUGCAGUGUGGUGUCGGAGGAAUAUAAUCGUCUGCAGACCAUUGAUAAUAGGACUUCUUCCCCUGUGGUGGUACCAUUGGCGUGUUCUGGUACUUGGAGUCCUGUGCCCUUAGAACGUACACGCAGUGCCGACAUAGCCACAGAACUCCUCCGCAGUGACGCCGGUGAUGGGGCUGUUGCUGAGGGCCUGAUCAGGGAGACUUCUCUUAUCUGCCUUGCACCAUCACCCUCCAAACAGGACAAAAAAGUCACUUUUGCCAAGCUCCUGGAUAAGAUGUCCAAGGAGAUGAGUUCCUCCUCUUCAGAUAUGAGUUGCACCGAGGAAAAAUCACCCAGUAGAAUCUUCAGCUUUGGCGGUGUGCGCCGCUCCCCUAGAAGAUCACCAAGGAUAAGACACACCCAGCGAUACAGUGGGUCUGGGAGUGAGGAUGUCAUGGAAACACCCGAUGUGUCCUCGUCAGAAAUGACACCAGACCCACCUAAGCGACUCCUGACGGUGAAGAGCUCGUCGUCCCCCUCCUCCAAGACGUCCUCCCCACAGAGCCGCACCAAGAUGGUCAAGAUAUCAUCUGCUGACUCACUUCUUGCUAUGAUUAAAAAUUUUGGUGGAUCUGGUCGCCCCUCUUCCUCCAACCCUUCCAGUCCUCACGGCUCAGAAUAUGAUGAUUCUUCCACCCAUCCAUCGCCCUCCACCACACCCACCACACCUCAGAAGGCACUGCCACAGAACAAGCAAGACACCCUCACUGUCCCUGGGGCAUUACAGGUGCAGGUACAGUCUGCGGGUGGGACAACACAACACUCUGGGCCAGUCAUCACCUUGGAAGUGCCCACCAGUGACCAGCACCGCUGCCUCUCGCCCAUCACAGAGCUGCCCACACCAGUGCCCACGCCUGUUCCCUCACCCCUUCCCACACCUUGCAGAUACCGACCUAAGCCACGCACCAGUUCAGAAUCCAAUGACAACAAAGAUAGUGAAGAUACUGAAUCAGAAUUUUCAUUAUCCAUAUCUGUGGAACGCAGUAGUUCGGACAGCUCUGGUCCAGAUCACCGUGUCUUUUUCACUUCCUUGAAGAACAUGCACAGUCUUACCUAUGCCAGUGCUAGGUCAGGAACGCUGUCACCCACAGGAGCCACUGUCACGCCCUCCUCAUCACUCUCGUCCAGGACGCCUUCUCCAGUCACAUCACCCAAUAUUUCACCAGCAACUUCACCUAAAAUUAAAACAAAACCUCCACCUUUACAUAUUCCAAAUGCUAAUUUACUUCAGUUCAGCCCUGAAAAAGGUGAAUGUUCAUCAGUUGGUGCAUGUGGGGGCCUCAGUAUACCUGUCCCAGUGAUCAAGGUUGAGGAUACUGAUGAGGUACGAUGGGAUUCUGCACCACGGAUGCGCUCACAAAGUGUUGAUGUGGGGAGAGUCAUGCAAGCUCCACUCAUUACUAUCUCUUCUGCAGAUGAUGACCCUCAGCCACCACCAUCAUCACAGCCACAACCCAUAGUAAUACCAACUCUUAAUGUGACAUUAGCCUCACCUCCUGCACUGAAGAAGCAGUUUCCACCUGUGCCUACAAUCAGUAUUGAAGCACCCGAAUCUCCCAAGCCCCCCGUUCCUCCUCCAAGACGACAUCCACUACAACGAGAGAAGGCCGGGUCACUGGAUUUACAACCAGCUCCUGCCAUUACAAUCACCAGCAUGCUCAGUGAAGUUGAGUCUGACACAGACUCUCCAACGAGUGGUUGCCGGCGAGGGGGACCUCCUUCCUGUUACCUUAGUCCUUUUCUAGGGGUUGACCUCAGAGCCUCUGAAUCUAAUCUUAGCUCUUCAGGGUAUAGUUCUGCUUAUUCUCCAGGGCCCUCAAGGUGUUCCUCCAACAAUCCAUUGUGUCCAGAAGAACCAUCAACUCCCUCUGUGUCGUCAAUACCUUCCCGGCCCAUACAGAUCCCCAUCCCUCAACCUGCUGCUCCAUCUCCAAACAGAACUAAGCGCCGACCUCUGCUUAAAUCACCGCCCACAGAAAUUGUCCCCUUAUCUACUCCCUCCCCUCUACUACAAACUGACUCUGAAACCACAGAUGACCCCGCUGCCUCCCAACCAGAAGCUGAUUCGGCUCUGGAGUUGGACACUAAUGAUGAGUGUAGUGAUGGUGUAAUGCAGGGAAUUGAAGCACAAAAACCUGGAAUUGUAGAUGAGGCAGAGGCCCAGCGACAGAGGCUGUUGCUCUCCUCUAGCCAUUCCUUUCCCAAAGAGUCUCCCCGCCUAGCAAGGUCUCCACCAGCUAUUGUGGUUCAUUCCUCGUUGCACAGUGAAUCGUCUUUAGAGGACUGUUUGACUGAAAAACCUGCUCGACUGAGUCCAGUCAGUUCCCGUAGUGAAUCUCCCAUCAGUGACUCCCGUCUUAGUGUAGCAAGAAUAUAUCCAGCCUUUUUUGGUGUUAGUGGGAAGCCUGAGUUACCUUACACUGACUCAGAUGGACUCUAUGACUGCCCAUCAUCAGAAGUCCUUCACUCAGAUUCCCAUCCGUCUACUUCUACUCUCAAACGUCUAGGUCGCAAACGAUUAAAGCGAUCCUCAGGGAAGGGACUUAAGUCUUUGCUAGGCUUGGGAGGUAUUGGACCCAAUGAGGGAGUGUGUGGAGGUGGAGUUGCCGGGCAGAGUGAAGCAGUGAAGAGCCGCCUGGAGCCGCCUCACUGGGACAGGUCACCACGCCGUCAUUCACCCAAGCGACGUGUCAGAGCACAGACGAGUGUUGAUCUUCUGACGUCAUCAAAUGAGAGCAUCACUUCACAAAGCCCAGUGGGCAGCAGCUCCAGCCCAGGCGAAAAUGGAGAGACUCCGUUACAUGAGGGUGAGCGUGGACGUGAUGGCAGCUUUGUGGUGGGCCGUGGGGGCCGCCGCAGACGGCCGCUUCUCAGAGGGGAGUCUAUUCCCUCCAAGUACUUGACCCGACAAGGCUCCAUGGAUGCUUCUGGCGAGGAAACUCAGGAGGAGCAACUGAUGCUGAGGCCAUCCAGAGGGCCAGAGGAGCUUCCUCGACACCGUAAAGUUUCUCGCUUUAGAAACUUUGGUAACCAGAUCCGGGCUGCUGAAGUCUGGGUGUCUCAUUGCAGGUUCCUCCGGCGCCUGCAGCUCUCUCGGGGCGCUAAGGAUCACCUAGUUUCGCCGGCGGGGAGUUCAGACUCUGACCCGGAGGCGCCUCUCAUGGGCCUCCUUGCACGGACCAUCGAACAAGAGCAGUGGUAG
Molecule: messenger RNA, 7365 nt
Organism: Homarus americanus (American lobster)
Lineage: Eukaryota; Metazoa; Arthropoda; Malacostraca; Decapoda; Nephropidae
Molecular function (GO): serine-type endopeptidase activity
Source: RefSeq, a predicted model, not a curated record